Messenger RNA from Coregonus sp. 'balchen', 11980 nucleotides. NCBI's taxonomy places the organism in Eukaryota, Metazoa, Chordata, Actinopteri, Salmoniformes, Salmonidae. The record is from the annotation of a GenBank genome assembly.
AUGGCCGGUCGUAACAACCACAGCUCCCAGAUGAAAGCUGCCCUGCAGCAAGACGACCCCAUGGAGGACAAGGACAGGGGUCAGGGGGUCAAACGCCGCCCAAGCAGCGAGUUCCCUGUUGGAAACCUGGUCGACAUUGACGACACUCCGGUCACCAAAUCACCGCACGGAGACAGUGAGAGAGAAAGAGAUGGAGAAAGGGAGAAAGAGGGAGGAAGACAGAGACAGAAAGAGAGGGAAAGAGAAAGAGAAAGGGAGAAGAAGAGGGAUGGAGGAAGGGAAAGACAGAUGGAGGGGGCGAGGGAAGGAGAGAGGGAUGGAGGAAGGGAAGGAGAGAUGGAGGGUGGCGAGGGUAGGAGAGAGGGAUGGAGGAAGGGAAGGAGAGAUGGAUGGAGUAAGGGAAAGAGAGAUGGAGGGGGCGAGGGAAGGAGAGAGGGAUGGAGGAAGGGAAGGAGAGAUGGAGGUGGCGAGGGUAGGAGAGAGGGAUGGAGGAAGGGAAGGAGAGAUGGAGGUGGCGAGGGUAGGAGAGAGGGAUGGAGGAAGGGAAGGAGAGAUGGAGUGGGCGAGGGAAGGAGAGAGGGAUGGAGUAAGGGAAAGAGAGAUGGAGGGGGCGAGGGAAGGAGAGAGGGAUGGAGGAAGGGAAGGAGAGAUGGAGGGGGCGAGGGAAGGAGAGAGGGAUAUAGGGUUGGAAAGAGAGAGGGGGAGAGAGGGAGCGAGGGCUGAGGAGGAGAAGAGGUCGUGCUGCUCUCUCUCUGAGCUGAAGAAAGUCCCUAAGUGUUACGUGGAGCUGGAGCCACUGUCCUUCAGCAGAACUCACACCGUCCUCAUAGAUGUAAGACUCUCUGACAUCGCUCUGUCUGGUUUGAAUGACUGUGUGUCUUUUUUUGUUUGUGAUUAUGGAGAGAAUGAGGAGGAGGAGGUAGAGAGAGAUCGUUAAAACAGCUCAAUAAAAAAUAUCGUAUUUAAAGCGACAGAGUGAACUGGAUCUUUUACACCAGAAAAUAAACUACAAUGGAGUUUUGAAAUCAUUGCUUUCUCUCACAGAUCAUUCAUGUCUCUCUCUACCUUCCCUAUUCAGGUGAAUGAGAUCCACCCUAAAUCGACAUUAAAAGCUCAGUCUGGACAGCAUGUGUGGAACAGGGACUUUGUUAAGAUGCCCUGCUCACCAGAAAGCCUCAUCAAGACUGGAUCGGUGGGUUCAUUGAUUGAUUCAUUUACUGAUUAAUUUAGACAUUUUGUCGAUUGAUUGGUUCAUUGAAUGCUUCGUUGAUUGGUUAAUUGGUUGAGUGGUUAGUUGGUUGAUUGGUCAGUUGGUUGAUUGAUUGGUUAGUUGCUUGAUCAGUUAGUUGGUUGAUUGGUUAUGCAUUAUUUGUCGAUUGAUUGGUUUAUUGAAUGUUUGGUUGAUUGAUUCAUUGAUUGAUUGGUUUGUUGGCUGAAUUAUUGAUUUUUAGUAGGUUGAGUGGUUAGUUGGUUGAGUGGUUAGUUGGUUGAGUGGUUAGUUUGUUGAUUGGUAAGUUGGUUGAGUGGUAAGUUAGUUGAUUGGUCAGUUGGUUGAUUGAUUGGUUAGUUGCUUGAUUGUUAAGUUGGUUAAUUGGUUAGUUGCUUGAUUGCUUAUACAGUAUUUGUCGAUUGAUUGGUUUAUUGAAUGUUUAGUUGAUUGGUUAAUUGAUUGAUUGGUUUGUUGGCUGAAUUAUUGAUUUGUUAGUAGAUUGCAUGGUUAGUUGGUUUAGUGGUUAGUUGGUUGAUUGGUCAGUUGCUUGAAUGGUUAGUUGGUUGAUUGGUUAGUUGGUUGAUUGGUUAGUUGGUUGAUUGGUUAGUUGGUUGAUUGGUCAGUUGAUUGAUUUACUUUUCCCAGGUAAUCAGCUUUGAGCGAGGUCGGUGGGAGGUGGUCUUUAAACAACUGGAUAGUCUGGCCAAGAAGACCACUGCAUCAGUGGGUGACGUAGAGGUACGACACAAACACACACACACACACUCAUUUACAUUUACAUUUACGUCAUUUAGCAGACGCUCUUAUCCAGAGCGACUUACAAAUUGGUGCAUUCACCUUAUAGCCAGUGGGAUAACCACUUUACAAUUUCUUUUUUUGGGGGGGUGGGGUGGGGUAAGGGGGGGUAGAAGGAUUACUUUAUCCUAUCCCAGGUAUUCCUUAAAGAGGUGGGGUUUCAAAUGUCUCCGGAAGGUGGUGAGUGACUCCGCUGUCCUGGCGUCGUGAGGGAGCUUGUUCCACCAUUGGGGUGCCAGAGCAGCGAACAGUUUUGACUGGGCUGAGCGGGAACUGUGCUUCCGCAGAGGUAGGGGAGCCAGCAGGCCAGAGGUGGAUGAACGCAAUGCCCUCGUUUGGGUGUAGGGAAUGAUCAGAGCCUGAAGGUAAGGAGGUGCCGUUCCCCUCACAGCUCCGUAGGCAAGCACCAUGGUCUUGUAGCAGAUGCAAGCUUCAACUGGAAGCCAGUGGAGUGUGCGGAGGAGCGGGGUGACGUGAGAGAACUUGGGAAGGUUGAACACCAGACGGGCUGCGGCAUUCUGGAUGAGUUGUAGGGGUUUAAUGGCACAUGCAGGGAGCCCAGCCAACAGCGAGUUGCAGUAAUCCAGACGGGAGAUGACAAGUGCCUGGAUUAGGACCUGUGCCGCUUCCUGUGUAAGGCAGGGUCGUACUCUCCGAAUGUUGUAGAGCAUGAACCUACAGGAUCGGGUCACCGCCUUGAUGUUAGCGGAGAACGACAGGGUGUUGUCCAGGGUCACGACAAGGCUCUUCGCACUCUGGGAGGAGGACACAACGGAGUUGUCAACCGUGAUGGCGAGAUCAUGGAACGGGCAGUCCUUCCCCGGGAGGAAGAGCAGCUCCGUCUUGCCAAGGUUCAGCUUGAGGUGGUGAUCCGUCAUCCACACUGAUAUGUUUGCCAGACAUGCAGAGAUGCGAUUCGCCACCUGGUUAUCAGAAGGGGGAAAGGAGAAGAUUAGUUGUGUGUCGUCUGCGUAGCAAUGAUAGGAGAGGCCAUGUGAGGAUAUGACAGAGCCAAGUGACUUGGUGUAUAGCGAGAAUAGGAGAGGGCCUAGAACUGAGCCCUGGGGGACACCAGUGGUGAGAGCACGUGGUGCGGAGACAGCUUCUCGCCACGCCACUUGGUAGGAGCGACCGGUCAGGUAGGACGCAAUCCAAGAGUGAGCCGCGCCGGAGAUGCCCAACUCGAAGAGGGUGGAGAGGAGGAUCUGAUGGUUCACAGUAUCAAAGGCAGCAGACAGGUCUAGAAGGACAAGAGCAGAGGAGAGAGAGUUAGCUUUAGCAGUGCGGAGAGCCUCCGUGACACAGAGACGAGCAGUCUCAGUUGAAUGACCAGUCUUGAAACCUGACUGGUUUGGAUCAAGAAGGUCAUUCUGAGAGAGAUAGCAAGAGAGUUGGCCAAAGACGGCACGCUCAAGAGUUUUGGAGAGAAAAGAAAGAAGGGAUACUGGUCUGUAGUUGUUGACAUCAGAGGGAUCGAGUGUUGGUUUUUUGAGAAGGGGUGCAACUCUCGCUCUCUUGAAGACGGAAGGGACAUAGCCAGCGGUCAAGGAUGAGUUGAUCAGCAAGGUGAGGUAAGGGAGAAGGUCACCGGAGAUGGUCUGGAGAAGAGAGGAGGGGAUAGGGUCAAGCGACAGGUUGUUGGGCGGCCGGCCGUCACAAGUCGCAAGAUUUUAUCUGGAGAGAGAGGGGAGAAAGAAGUCAAAGCAUAGGGUAAGGCAGUGUGAGCAGGACCAGUAAUGUCAUUUGACUUAACAAACGAGGAUCGGAUGUCGUCAACCUUCUUUUCAAAAUGGUUGACGAAGUAAUCCACAGAGAGGGAGGAGGGGGGGAGGGGGGGGAGGAUUCAGCAGGGAGGAGAAGGUGGCAAAGAGCUUCCUAGGGUUAGAGGCAGAUGCUUGGAAUUUAGAGUGGUAGAAAGUGGCCUUAGCAGCAGAAACAGAUGAAGAAAAUGUAGAGAGGAGGGAGUGAAAAGAUGUCAGGUCCGCAGGGAGUCUAGUUUUCCUCCAUUUCCGCUCAGCUGCCUGGAGCCCUGUUCUGUGAGCUCGCAAUGAGUCAUCAAGCCACGGAGCUGGAUGGGAGGACCGAGCCGGCCGGGAGGAUAGGGGACAUAGAGAGUCAAAGGAUGCAGAAAGGGAGGAGAGGAGGGUUGAGGAGGCAGAAUCAGGAGAUUGGCGGGAGAAGGAUUGAGCAGAGGGAAUAGAUGAUAGGAUGGAAGAGGAGAGAGUAGCGGGAGAGAGAGAGCGAAGGUUGCGACGGCGCAUUACCAUCUGAGUAGGGGCAGAGUGAGUAGUGUUGGAGGAGAGCGAGAGAGAAAAGGAUACAAAGUAGUGGUCGGAGACAUGGAGGGGAGUUGCAGUGCCCCUAUUAUCCUAACAUUUCCUAACAUGCCUCCUCAUGUUAACUUGGGUUUGGGGUAACAGUUAAGGUAGGGGUUAGCAUGUUUGACCAGUACUGUGUAACUAUGAUCUUCAUGUUUCUCUCCACUUAGAAAGCCAUAAAGAAAUACAACCCAAAGUAUGAAAACCAAUGGUCCUUUGAUGCCCUGCACACCUUUGUUCAGGUCAGUUACAAGUUCACUGUGAAUGGUCAACACUCUCUAAUGGUGUUGUUGUGUAUAAUUAAGCAAUAAGGCAUGAGAACCCAGGAUUAUCGUCUGAAUAACUUCCGAUUAAGGCCUGACACGGAGCGGAGGGCCGGGGUGUUAUUCCUAAUAAUUCCCGGGUUCGAGGGCCUUAUUGCUUUUGUAAAACGGUUACCAACAAAGAUGAAUGACAUGUUUUAAUUGAAAAAGUAUUUAUUUCAUUCUUCCACCAGACAUUAUAGUCCAGGCAAAAUCCACUGUGGGAUUCUGAAGUUGCUAGCCAAACAAGCUGGUUCUCCAUUCCAAAUGUUCUAAGCAAAAAUGGUUGCCAUGAAGGCUAGCUACUUCUCCUUUGCUAGCUAGACAACUAAGGCCUAGAUUCAAUCAGAUCAAGCGUUAACCGGCGAUAGCAGACACCUGCAUUGCAGAUGUUUGGCGUGUCGGAUGUGGAACUGGGUUGGAGCCAUCAAAUUGGUGAGCAGCUGCUCUUGCGAUCAUUGUCACACCCAUCCCACUCGCGUUUAGAACGAGAAAGUGUAGUCUAUAUAGAAAUAAUUACGCUCAAACUGAAAAAUCAUUCAACAAAAUAUUUAUGAUUUCUAUUAUCCUAAUUGAGGUGUAGAUUACAUCUCACAUUCCAGUGUUCGAACUUGUAAACAAGGCUGCAUGGGAUUGCAACCUGAUCUCAGAGCAUUUCGUGUUAUUCCGUAGGUAAAUCCAAGACACUCCAUGUAGUAUGAUAUGUUACGUUUCGGAUGGUAUGUAUUAAUUUGUGGAUGUCCAUCACCCAUUUCGUAUCAAAUCAAAUUGUAUUUGUCACAUGCGCCGAAUACAACAGGUCUAGUAGACCUUACCGUGAAAUGCUUACUUACAAGCCCUUAACCAACAAUGCAGUUUUAAGAAAAAUAAGAGUUAAGAAAAUAUUUACUGAAUAAACUAAAGUAAAACAAUAAAAGAGCAACAGUCCGGGUAGCCAUUUGAUUAGCUGUUAAGCAGUCUCAUGGCUUGGGGGUAGAAGCUGUUAAGAAGCCUUUUGGACCUAGACUUGGCGCCCGGUACUGCUUGCCAUGCGGUAGCAGAGAGAACAGUCUAUGACUAGGGUGGCUGGAGUCUUUGGCUAUUUUUAGGGCCUUCCCCUGACACUGCCUGGUAUAGAGGUCGUUGGAUGGCAGGAAGCUUGGCCCCAUUGAAGUGCUGGGCGGACGCACUACCCUCUGUAGCGCCUUGCGGUCGGAGGCCGAGUAGUUGCCAUACCAGGCAGUGAUGCAACCAGUCAGGAUGCUCUCGAUGGUGCAGCUGUAUAACUUUUUGAGGAUCUGCGAACCCAUGCCAAAUCUUGUUCAGUCUCCUGAGGGGGAAUAGGCAUUGUCGUUCCCUCUUCACGACUGUCUUGGUGUGUUUGGACCAUGAUAGUUUGUUGGUGAUGUGGACACCAAGGAACUUGAAGCUCUCAACCUGCUCCACUACAGCCCCGUCAAUGAGAAUGGGGAAGUGCUCGACCCUACUUUUCCUGUAGCCCACGAUCAUCUCCAUUGUCUUGAUCAUGUUGAGGGAGAGGUUGUUGUCCUGCCACCACACUGCCAGGUCUCUGACCUCCUCCCUAUAGGCUGUCUCAUCGUUGUUGGUGAUCAGGCCUACCACCGUUGUGUCAUCGGCAAACUUAGUGAUGGUGUUGGAGUCGUGCUUGGCCACGCAGUCAUGGGUGAACAGGGAAUACAGGAGGGAACUAAGCACGCACCCCUGAGGGGCCCCCGUGUUGAGGAUCAGCAUGGCAGAUGUGUUGCUGCCUACCCUUACCACCUGGGGGCGGCCCGUCAGGAAGUCCAGGAUCCAGUUGCAUAGGGAGGUGUUUAGACCCAGGGUCCUUAGCUUAGUGAUGAGCAUUGAGGGCACUAUGGUGUUGAACACUGAGCUGUAGUCAAUGAAUACUGAUAUGAUACUGUAUGUUACAAAUUACAAUUCGUAUAUUUUGUGUUACGAAUUUUCAAAAAGCACAAUAUGUUACAAAUUUGCAAAACGUGUUAUAUGUUAGAAUUUGCUAAACAUACAAUAUGUUAUUAAUUUUCUAAAAGUACAAUAUGUUAUGAAUUUUCAAAACAUAUGAUAUGUUACGAAUUCUAGCUAGGUGGCUAGGUGCUAAUGUUAGCUAGCUCGCUAACGUUAGCUAGGCUAGUGGUUAGGGUUAGGAGUUAGGGUUAAGUUUAGGAGUUUGGUUAUAGGGUUGAGGUUAGGGUUAGCUAAAAGGGUUAAGAUUAUGGUUAGGUGAAGGUUUAGCUAAAAUGCUAAAGUUGUCCAUGAUGAGAUUCGAACUCGCAAACUUUGGGCUGCUAGAUGUUCUCAUUAUACACCCACGCAUCCACCCUGACCAACCACCCUACUUUAAUUUUUGCGUUAAGUAACCAUCUGUCUUAUGUAAUCAUACCAAACGUAACAUAUCAUACUAAAUGGUUGUCUCGGAUUUACAUACAGAAUAAUUCGUUCUGAGACCAGGUUGGGGAUUUCACUUAAUGCGACUCCAUGCAGCCAUUGUCAAUGUCCGCUUUAGGUAUAAUGCCAGGAACUACUUGUGCAUUAGACAGCGCUAACGCAGUUCCACCUCUGACACUGUCAAAACAACCAUUAUGGAUGUUGGCUAAAGUGGAUCUGAUUGAAUAGAGCCCUAAAGCUAACACACAAUCAUAUCAAGCAGCUGAAAUUACAGCCAGCUAUGUCCAUUUUCAUUUGUUUUACGUUUGUUUCUAUUGCCAUUUAUUUUGAUGUUUCCAUUAUAAUGAUCCUGAUAAAUGAAUUGGCCUGGCUCAGAGAAGCUGUCAGUCUCGUCAUGUUCAAUCUCUCUAUGGCACGGUGGAGAUCGCAAAAAAAUACUACAUUGUUGCACAGGUUGGAGAGGCAGGCAGCAAUGUUUAGACAAACCCCAGCUGUUGCAAAGAAAAUGCUAGCCUAGUAGCAUGGGAAAAUAAUGUCUAGACACUUUUUUCCAUGGGAGAUUAAGUUUAUAAAUUGCCUGGCUGGGCUGUGGGACAGUGGAUGCACAUUGAUAAUUCAAAUGGAACUGUUAACAGGCAUUACCCAGGGAUUGUGGUGAAUAACUCCCUGCAAUCAACCAAUCAGCAUCCAGGACCCAAACAACCCAUUUUACAAUUAUAUAUAUUCUCCUCUCCCUCUCUCCUCUAGUUUAUAAUGAUAUAUAUUCUCCUCUCCCUCUCACCUCUAGGAAGCGCCUAAAGAAGAGAACUACUACACUUCUGUUUUUCCUAAGAUAGCAGAGCUGGCCUCCAGACUGCCUCACCAUAUCAAGAAGGUAACAACAUAGGAACUGAAUGAUGUACACAAUGUAGGCUACAGAAAUAGUGCACUAGAGUACAGAGGUAGUGUACUAUGUAGGGUACAGAGGUAGUGUACUAUGGUACAGAGUUAGUGUACUGUGUAGGGUACAGAGGUAGUGUACUAGGGUACAGAGGUAGUGUACUAUGUAGGGUACAGAGGUAGUGUACUAUGUAGAGUACAGAGGUAGUGCACUAGGGUACAGAGGUAGUGUAUUAUAUAGGGUACAGAGGUAGUGUACUAUGUAGGGUACAGAGGUAGUGUACUAUGUAGGGUACAGAUUGUAGAGGUACUCUAUGUGUCUUCCCUACUCAGUCUGAUAACAUUUUUACAUUUUACAUUUUUGUCAUUUAGCAGACGCUCUUAUCCAGAGCAAUUAGGGUUAAGUGCCUUGCUCAAGGGCACAUCGACAGAUUUUUCACUUAGUCGGCUCGGGGAUUAGAACCAGUGACCUUUCGGUUACUGGCACAACGCUCCUAACCACUAAGCUACCUGCCACCUGUUAAAUGUUUGUGUGUGUGUGUGUGUGUGUGUGUGUGGUGUGUGUGUGUGUGUGUGUGUGUGUGUGUGUGUGUGUGUGUGUGUGUGCGUGUGUGCGUGCGUGCGUGCGUGCGUGCGUGCGUGCGUGCGUGCGUGCGUGCGUGCGUGCGUGCGUGCGUGCGUGCGUGCGUGCGUGCGUGCGUGCGUGUGUCUAACUGUGUGUGUGUGUCUAACUGUGUGUGUGUGUAGGCCAUUCCCCUGCUCCAGAGAGGCCAGACUCAUUCCAUCACGUUGUCCCAGAGUCAGAUAGCUUGUCUGCUGGCCAAUGCCUUCUACUGCACCUUCCCCCACCGCAACUCCCCCAACCCCAGAGCAGAGUACAACAACUACCCCACCAUCAACUUUAACAGGUCAGAAUACACACAACAAACUCCACUGAGGACCCACACACAUAGAGACAAACACUAAGUAUUCCAACUUCAACAGAUGAUAACAUGUGACCACUGUAUCUCUCUGUGUUGUCAGUCUGUUUGGAAAGUGGUCUGAGAGGAAGAGAGAGAAGCUGAGAGCCAUCCUUCAUUACUUCCACACUGUCACAGACCAAGGUAAGUUACUACCACACACUACUAUAGUCACUAUAAUGACUGGAAUACAAGUACUGUAGUGUACUUUAGGGUACUAUGUAGGUUACAGGAACCUAUUUAAGACAUAGUCUGAUGAGUGUAGAUGAGGAAUACCCUCUGAUAAUAGUUGCUGUGGGAACCAGGUUUACCUGAGCUUUGACCCUUGUUGUUGUCAUGACAGCGACCAGGCCCAGUGGACUGGUGACCUUUGAGAGGCGCUACAUCAGCGACAGAGACAUGCCCAACUGGAGGAGGUACAUACACACAGACACACACACACACACACACACACAGACACACACACACACAGACCAACUUAAUUUGUCCCCUCUUCUAUUUCUCUGUGUGUCAGUUGUAAGGAGACUGUUCCUAAACUCCACGUCACCUCAGCAGGCUGCAUAGAGGAACAGGGAACAGGGAUGCUACAGGUUGGUGACAGCUCCAGGCUUGUGUAUGUGUGUGUGUGUGUGUGUGUGUGUAAAAAAUGUUUUGUGUGUGUGGUGGUUUGUGUAUGUGUACUAAUGUGUGUGUGUGUAAUGCUGGGGACAUACUGAACUAUACUUGAAGACCAGAAGUCCCCACAAGAAUAGUAAACAAACAAACAUUUGACCAACUGGGGACAUUUUGUUAGUUGGGUUAAGGUUAGAGUUAGGGUUUGGGUAAGGUUUAGGGUUAGGGUUAGGGUUAGGGUUAGGAUUAGGGGUUAAGGAAAAUAGGAUUUUGAAUGGGACUGAAUUUUGUGUGUGUAUGUGUGUGUUGCAGGUGGACUUUGCCUGUAAGAUGAUAGGAGGUGGAGUUUUGGGCUCAGGUCUGGUUCAGGAGGAGAUUCUGUUCCUGAUGAACCCAGAACUCAUCGUAUCUCGACUCUUCACUGAGAGACUAGGAGACAACGAGUGUCUCUUCAUCACAGGUGUGUGUGUGUGUGUGUGUGUGUGUAUGUGUGUGCGUGUGUGUGUGAUCACAGGUUAUACCUACCACCCUUUAUAACUCUCCCCCUCUCUCUCUGUCACGUCUUAUCUCUCUCUCUCUCUCUCUCUCUCUCUCUCUCUCUCUCUCUCUCUCUCUCUCUCUCUCUCUCUCUCUCUCUCUCUCUCUCUCUCUGUAGGCUCUCAACAGUUCAGUCAGUACAGUGGCUACAGCGACUCUUUUAAGUGGAAAGGGCCUCACAGAGACAACAUUGAGAGGUGAGCACACACACACACACACACUCACUAAAAUCCCUGAUUGCGCUGCCUGUGUUUGCAGGGAUGAAUGGCAGAGGCUACACAGGCAGAUUGUAGCCAUGGAUGCUCUCCACUUCAGACACCAGAGAGAACAGUACAACAUGAGACAGGUCACCAGGGAACUCAACAAGGUGAGAGACAACCCUCCUCUCCUGUAGGGGACAGACUGCAGCUGAUUAGUAGAAUCAGGUGUGCUAGCUAGAGCAGGGCUGGAGAUAAAUCUGAUGUCGGUGGUCUCCUGUGAUAUCCUCCCUCAGGCGUACUGUGGCUUUAAGGCAGGUGACAACACUCACCCAGACCUCCUUCCUGACAUCGCCACGGGCAACUGGGGCUGCGGAGCCUUCAAUGGAGACCCCAAACUUAAAGGUAGCCCUAACUGUUGACCCUGGCUCCUAACCCCCCAAACACUAACUCAACUCUACCCACAGGAUAUUCUACAUAGACCCACUCUGAAAAUUCACAGAAAAUGAUACUGUGAUCUGAUUGGUUGUUUUUACCCUCCCAGCUCUGAUCCAGCUGAUGGCUGCAGCCAGGGCUCAGAGGGGCGUGGCCUUCUUCACCUUCAAGAACUUCAGUUUGGAGAGAGAGCUGCAGAACAUGCACCACCUACUGGUCACACACAGAACUACAGUGGGUGAGUUAGUACACACAGAACUACAGUGGGUGAGUUAGUACACACACAACUACAGUAGGUGAGUUAGUACACACAGAACUAUAGUGGGUGAGUUAGUACACACAGAACUACAGUAGGUGAGUUAGUACACACAGAACUACAGUGGGUGAGUUAGUACACACACAACUACAGUAGGUGAGUUAGUACACACACAACUACAGUAGGUGAGUUAGUACACACAGAACUAUAGUGGGUGAGUUAGUACACACAGAACUACAGUAGGUGAGUUAGUACACACAGAACUACAGUGGGUGAGUUAGUACACACACAACUACAGUAGGUGAGUUAGUACACACAGAACUAUAGUGGGUGAGUUAGUACACACAGAACUACAGUGGGUGAGUUAGUACACACAUAACUACAGUGGGUGAGUUAGUACACACAGAACUACAGUAGGUGAGUUAGUACACACAGAACUACAGUAGGUGAGUUACCAUAGAUAGUACACACAGAACUACAGUGGGUGAGUUACCAUAGUACAGACUCAGAACUACAGUAGAUGAGUUACCAUAGAUAGCAGACACACAGGACUACAGUGGGUGAGUAACUAUAGCAACUAUUAGACUACAGGAGGUGAAACCUGAUCUGAAAGUCCUCCUUCCCUUUACUGUGUUUAGUCAAACCUCAUAUCCUCUUAGUGGCUGUGUAAAUAAAGUUUGAUUGAUUGAUUCCUCUCCCCUGUCUCAGGUAAACUGUAUGAGUUGCUGGAUGACUACUGUGCUGUGAUACAGUUGGCUCACACACAUGUGGACCUGUUUGACUGGAUCAGGAACACCCUGAAACACAGGAGUCAGCUGUGAGGACACAUCUCAAUCCUCUAAAGGAGCUUCCUUUCCUUGUCUCCUUUCCUUUUUAGCAUUAUUGAGAUGCACCCCAGAGAUAGAGUGGCUCUAUGAAUGAUCUGUGGAUAGAAACAUGGUACAAUUCCAAGUAGUGGUUGAUUAUGAAUGUGUUUGUCUUUUCACUACUACACAUUUCCUAAAUCAAACUGAGAAGGUAUACAGGGCUUUAUAACUGAUGCACACUGACAUAUUUAGUUAAUAAUAUAUAAUAUGCCAUUUAGCAGACGCU